Messenger RNA from Mobula hypostoma (lesser devil ray), 516 nucleotides. RefSeq names its product histone H1.1-like. Bases 1 to 516 code for a protein of 171 amino acids. The record is from RefSeq and is a predicted model, not a curated record. The transcript has a single exon. Lineage: Eukaryota; Metazoa; Chordata; Chondrichthyes; Myliobatiformes; Myliobatidae.
AUGGUGGCGAGAGCCGUGCCCGGUACGUCGACCGCUGCACAGCAGCAGUGCAGGAGGCGACGGCAGAAGGCAGCGGGGCAGCCGUGCCGGCGGAGGCGGCGCAAGACGCAAAAAAUCAACCAGCUGAUUAAGCAAGCGUUGUCGGCUCGCAAGCCGUGCGGCGGCUUGUCGCUGUCGUCGUUGCGGGCGGCGCUGCUCGCCAACGGCUACGACGUGGAGGAGAACCGCCCACGCUUGCAGAUGGCCAUUGGGCGGGAACGGCGGCGGCGGCGGCAGCAACAACAGACGCCCCGUGGCCGGGGGACAGACGCGGCGGCGACUACUGGCUGCCUUCGCGGUGGCCGCAGUCAGAAGGCCGGGAAGCAGAUGCGCAGAAGCCCGUCCCGCACCCGCGAUCGUUCGCCGCCCAAGAAGAAGCCCACCAUCCGGAAGAAAGGCCACUGCAAGAAGCCGACGGCCGGCCGGAAGCGGGGCAAAGCCGCCCUUAGAGACACCAGGAUCAGAUCCGUGAAAUAA